Molecule: messenger RNA, 3519 nt
Organism: Fusarium sp. VM40
Lineage: Eukaryota; Fungi; Ascomycota; Sordariomycetes; Hypocreales; Nectriaceae
Source: the annotation of a GenBank genome assembly
AUGGAUCCCCUUUCAAUCAUAACUACAGUGUUUGCUCUCUGCUCUGCUGUACGGCAUUUAAUCGCGGUUGGGGGUCGAUAUAGAGACGCGGGAAAGACCAUCGCCAACAUCAAGAAGGAUUGCAACAAAACCCUCAGCAUAUUGGAAGAUUACCAAAACCAGCUCAGUAGGCGUGGCAGUGAGCUGGCGCACAGCGAAAGAGCACACUCGAUCGACCUUGAGAGCUCUCUCAAAAAGAGCUGCAACAACUUGAUCAAGAAUGUGAAAAUAUUACGCGAAGAGCUAGAACGAGUUUCGUUACCCCCCGAAACCAGGGGUGACCUAGUAUUGAACCAUAUGCGGCGACUGAUGAAUAUUCCCUCUCUUGAAAAGGCGCAUGCGGCGGUCAAGGAGAGGAUGGAGGAUUUUCAGGAUCAGCAGUUGUGUCUCGAUAGAAACAACACGCCGUCAAUCAUUGACCUAAAAGCCCGUGAGAUUUUAGCAAAAUCACUGCACGACGCUAUCGGUGCCAAAAAAAUCAAUACAGUGGAAAGAUUACUAAGAAAUAAAGGCCUGGACCCCGACGCCUGUUUCCCUCUUGAAGGAGGUUCUUCAGCUCUCGCGGUAGCUACUUCAUUUGGGAACAAACCCAUGGUUAAACUUCUCCUCCGUCACAGAGCAACUGUUUCUUCACGUGACCAUAAAGGUCGUACGGCUUUACAUAUAGCCUCGAUAAAUAACAACGCCGAUAUUGUUGAGCUUCUCCUGGGCAAAGCCGAAAUUGCGGUAGUUGAUCAUCUUGGACGUACAGCACUUUGGUAUGCUGCACACGGAAAAAACACCGAAGACGCCUUCAAUAAACUACUGUCUGCUGGCAAUAUCGCCAUAGACGACUCGCAAGAUGACAAAUGUCCAACUCCGCUUUGGGCUGCCGCCGCAGCUGGCCACCAUGGCAGAGUACUGGCACUCCUCGAAAAAGGCGCUGAUGUAGACAGCAGAGACGGGAAGGAAAGAACACUGCUACAUCGAAUUGAAUGGCACAUAGCAGCACCUCUGACCAAGUUGCUACUCGAUCGUGGGGCAAACGCUUGGGUUAGGGACCACCCGGAUAAAAUGCUACCGCUACAUCGGGCAGCUAGCCAAGGUCGUAUAGACAUUGCGGCCAUGCUUCUAAGCAAGAUGGUCGAGCAGCAAACAUCUAGCAAGGCAGAUGCCUCAAAUGUUCGCGAUAGUCGUGGAAAAACACCGCUAAUGAUGUGGGACGCUGUCUUAGAUAUUCAAGAUGACCUAGGAAACGAUGCCUUUUACUGUGCCUGCGCAAAAGGCCAUUUCCAUAUCGCCACCUACCUCCUCGGCCUAGGGGCGGACAUCAACCGGAGGAAUAACGAGGGUAACACGCCUCUCCACAUUGCAGCCACCGAAGGGCACAAGGUGAUAGUAGAAUUUCUGCUCCACCUAGGGGCAAAGACAGAAGCAAAGUCAACAAAGAUUGGGAAAUUAUGGGUAGUUAACAACACCCAAGAAUCACGACAGGGCCAGCUGCUCGUCACGCCAGCUGUAGCUGCCAGGAUGGCUGGAUAUGAUGAAAUUGCGAGGCCGACGUUUUCACAAAUUGCGAAAUUGCAGCGUGAUAAUGCUGCACUCACGAGAUUUAUCGUAACUCUUAAAAAUAGCACUACUCAAGAAAGGGACAGACUGCUGAUCUCGGUUGUUGACGGUGACGGGAAUAUCAGUCUAACAGACUCAAAUGAGGAUAUAUCAGUAGGAGAUACCGUAGACCAACGUCCCAGCCAAGGCCCCUCUCCACCGGAUAUUCCGUCUGACGACGAAUUGGACAUUGCACAGUUUAUUUCUGUGGAUGACACUGGUCGAACCAACAUCUAUGGCCCUUCAUCAGCGCUGCACAACCCAGCAAGAUCCGAGACACACAACCCCUCUGUCCACCACUCGACCACAUUGGAGAAUGUAAAGAAUGGGCUAAUUGCCAACGCAGCCUUACAACGCCAUCUGGAGUACCGUCUUGCCAAACUCUCAACUAUCGCUGGAGAGCCAACCGAACUUGCGAUGCACUUGUUGAACCUACACUGGGCUCGCCAACACCAUACAUUCCUACUCACGUAUCGACCUGCUGUCAUGAGAGACCUUGCUUGCUCUGGCCAAUACUGUUCAGCUUUCAUGCUUAACGCCAUUUUUGCAUGCUGUAGCAAGUUUUCUGCCCGCCUAGAGGUCAGAGAUGAUCCUAGGGAUCCGUCGAGUGCGGGUCGUCGUUUCUUUGUCCGAUGCGAUGAUCUCCUUAUGAAAGAUGGCCUUCUGAUCCGACCACAUAUCACUACAAUUGUUGGGCUAGUCUUACUCGGGUCAACAUACAAUGCACGCGGAGAGACGUCCAAAGGUUGGCUGUAUACCGGGUAUGCGAUACGAAUGGUAUAUGAUCUGGGCUUACAUCUCGAUCCCAAGAAGACCACAGAGAACCCUGAGGAGAUAGAGAUUAGACGCCGGGUGUUCUGGGGGACAUUCGUCUGCGAUAAGCUGCAAAGUCUGUACAUGGGCAGACCGGUGGCGAUAAAUCUUCGCGACUCUCAGGUUUCACGGGAGUUCCUUGACUUGUACGAGGAAACGGAACCUUUUCUUCCUUCGACGCUGAUGACUGGGUCACCAUGUCCACCACUAACCAUGGAGGUUACCAUCCCAAUCCACUCGGUGUCGACAUUUCAGCAAUUAUGCCUACUUUCGAAAAUCAUGACCACUAUCGUCAAUUGCUUUUAUGUAGUAGGUGCUACGUUUUCUAAUGCCCAAAGAAGUCUUGCCAAGAUCGAGCAGGCUCUACAACAGUGGCGCGACAUGCUACCUCCAGAACUCAACUCCCAACCUUGGUUGGCACAGAGUGGCACGGGCCAGCCCCAAACACCAAAUAUUAUGGUUCUGCACAACCUCUACCACUCUCUUAUUAUCCUGGCCCAUCGGCCUUUCAUUUCAGACGGUCAUAUUCGCUCGAAUAUUACGCCUGGCCGGUCAUGGGAACAGUGUACAAUUGCAGCAAGAUACAUCACUAGUAUCGCGUCAGUGUAUAGGUCAACAUAUGGUCUUAAUGGAGCACCGUAUGUCCUAGCCUACACUGUCUAUGUGGCAUGCACGAUCCACGUAAGAAAUGCGGCUUCUCGGCAUGAACCUGGAGAUCAUAUGGGCCUGCUGAGACCAAGCUUGCAAUGUUUGGAUGAAUUAUGCGCCGCAAAUCCGGGCGUAAUCAAGCCUGCCAAGUCCAUCAGACGUCUGAUUGAGGCCAACAAAUUGAGUCUGAGCACUGGUAUGUUUUCCUCUAUGCGUUCAAAUGCUGUUCAGAAUGUUGACAUAGGCACAGACGAAGCCACAUCUACUGAACAUGACAUUGCGGCUGAUCUAGACACUUCCACUUUCCAAGAUUCAAUCCCUACUUUCUCCAGUGAUUUUCGCAUGGAUGACAUUGAUUUCAGUUUGCCCCUUGAUCCGUUAUUUGGUUGGAUUAACGUGGACACCCCAUCGCUUUAUGGGGAGUCAGUUUGA